Hippocampus zosterae (dwarf seahorse) is the source of this 2655-nucleotide messenger RNA. RefSeq names its product major facilitator superfamily domain containing 1 (gene mfsd1). Bases 40 to 1620 code for a protein of 526 amino acids. Gene Ontology annotation, cellular component: lysosome. The transcript has 17 exons. Gene Ontology annotation, molecular function: transmembrane transporter activity. The record is from RefSeq and is a predicted model, not a curated record. Gene Ontology annotation, biological process: transmembrane transport. Lineage: Eukaryota; Metazoa; Chordata; Actinopteri; Syngnathiformes; Syngnathidae.
UCUUUCACUUCCGUCAACUUUCCUCGGUGGAUCCGAAACAUGGCGGACAUCGAGGAGGACCGGGGGCUUCUGGCGGCGGAUGCCGGGGAAGAGGACUCUCUGCCCGGCGUAGAGGAGAGUGGCCAUGUCGGCACACCGCUGCCCGCCAUCUGCGAUCCGGCGCACGUCUUGCACCGGGUCGUUGUCUUGGUUUUUAUGUGUUUCCUCGGAUUCGGAAGCUACUUCUGUUAUGACAACCCGGCUUCUCUUCAGACUGAAGUCCUUCAGGAUUUGAAUUUGAACACGGCCAAGUUCAUGCAGCUAUAUGCCUGGUACUCGUGGCCCAAUGUCAUCCUCUGCUUCUUUGGGGGAUUCCUCAUUGACAGAGUCUUUGGCAUCAGGCUGGGAACCAUCAUCUUUUCCCUGUUUGUUUGUAUUGGACAGCUCAUAUUUGCUACUGGAGCUUUGGUGAAUCGUUUUUGGUUGAUGGAAAUUGGACGUUUUAUAUUUGGAAUUGGAGGGGAGUCCCUGGCUGUGGCCCAAAACACGUAUGCAGUCAACUGGUUUAAAGGGAAGGAGCUCAACCUGGUGUUUGGUCUUCAGCUGAGCAUGGCUCGCUUGGGCAGCACGGUGAACAUGAACAUCAUGGGCUGGGUAUACAGCAAAGUGACUCUUCUGCUUGGUGCUCCGGGUCACACCACGCUAGGCUGCUCGUUCAUGAUAGCUGCUGUAACCUGCAUUUUCUCGCUAACCUGUGCUCUGGUCCUGGCAUUCCUCGACAAAAGAGCAGAGAAAAUACUCCAGAAGGAGCAGGGGAAAACUGGUGAGGUAAUUCAACUGACGGAUGUGAAAGACUUCCCCUUGCCCCUGUGGAUCAUCUUCAUCAUUUGUGUCUGCUACUAUGUGGCCAUCUUCCCUUUUAUUGGACUGGGACAGGUCUUUUUCAUCGAGAAGUUUGACUUUUCCCCUGCUGAAGCGAGAGCUGUCAACAGCAUCGUUUACAUCAUCUCGGCGCCGGCGUCUCCCGUUUUGGGCUUUGUGGUGGACAAGAUUGGGAGGAAUGUGAUUUGGGUGAUGUGCGCUGUGUGCACCACGCUGGCCUCUCACAUGAUGCUGGCCUUUACCUUCUGGACCCCCUGGAUUGGCAUGUCACUGCUGGGGUUGUCCUACUCCCUCUUGGCAUGCGCACUUUGGCCAAUGGUGGCCUUUGUGGUACCUGAGCACCAGCUGGGAACAGCUUAUGGCUUCAUGCAGUCUGUCCAAAACCUUGGAUUAGCUCUCAUCGCCAUGGCAGCAGGAGCCAUCCUCGACAGCAGAGGAUACCUAUUUCUCCAAGUCUUUUUCUGUUCCUGCAUCUGCAUUGCACUGGUGGCGGUGGUGAUGCUUUACUUUGUGGAUUAUCUAAGAGGAGGUGAUUUGAACCGGUCAGCUGCAGCCAGAGCCAAACUCCUGAAAGAAGCUACUUCAGAAGCUGAGAACACACGGCGGCCCAGUCAGCUGACAGAGGGCGACGUGGCGAGAUUGUCACCUAUGUCUGCAUUUGGCUUGCGCAACUGCCAUCUCUCCAGGUUUGGAGCACAGCUGCCACACCACUGCUCCGGCCAUCUGUCAUCGCUUGCCCACAGGAGUGUUCUGAAGUGAUGCCCUUCAUUCGGCUGCACUCCUCUGGCACUUUAGCGAUGUGACUCCAGACAAGUAUGCAAUGACAAUAAGAAAUGGGAGAACGAAAGAGCAUGUUUACCGCCUUCUGAACUUGUAGACAUUACGUUCGUAGCACCAAGCCACUUUCAACCUUCACACGGGUGAUUGUUUUCCUUCUGAGUGGACACGUAUUCUCCUUCCCCACCCCUCUGUUUGGUUUCAAUUAAUUUGUUUGGGACACAGAGCACAGAGGCUGUUGUGCUGCAUUUUUUUUAAAACCAGUGCAACCUCACAGAACACAGUAACGCUCAAUGCGGUGUCUCGAGACAAAAUGUAGACCAUCAAGACUCAAGUACAGAAGGCCCCAACUCUCAUAUUUCAGCGCAGAAAUUGUUUUGUUCAUUUAUUUGAAUCCACAACCUCGUGUAGUGUCCCGGCGCUCGGUGGUGCUACUCAGCACACUCGGCACUUUUAUAGUCCAUGAAAUGGGUGCGUUGAAUCACUUAUCUCCUAUGUGCUAAAUAGGAUGAAUCAGACUUUUGUUGUUGAUUAUUCACUAGUAGAGAUAAAAUAAAACCGAGAGAAAUAGCUUGUUAACAGUCCAGAGUUGUGACCUAAAGUUAUUCUUGCACUCAUCAGAAAUGGGGAUAUAGGAGGAAUGAAUCAGUUGCUCUCCUCAAGGAAUGAGCUACACUAAUGUAGCCCUCAAGAUUAGAAGUAUUAGACACUAAAGCUGCAUUUGCAGCAAAAGUUAAACCAACUUUUAGUUACUUGUACUCCCUGGAGUUUUCCUGUGGCCAGUUGAGUGUCCCCAAAGGUCCCAAAAUUGCUGCAGUGCAAUGCACCUUUUUCAGGGCCAUUUAUAAGUGUUCAAAAGUGUACUUUUAAAGGUACCACAAGAGAACCAAGACCCCAAAGUGACCGAGCUGGUCUCACUUGUCUUUCCUAUGAGUGUUACUGCUUUUUCACACCAAAAUAAAAUCAUUAGAGGUGUAAGGAGUUGUUGUUUCAACCAUUAAAGGUGUUCCCAUGACA